Messenger RNA from Suillus subaureus, 2386 nucleotides. RefSeq lists its product as uncharacterized. Gene Ontology annotation, cellular component: TRAPPIII protein complex. NCBI's taxonomy places the organism in Eukaryota, Fungi, Basidiomycota, Agaricomycetes, Boletales, Suillaceae. The record is from RefSeq and is a predicted model, not a curated record. The coding region runs from base 133 to 2127 and encodes 664 amino acids. The transcript is spliced from 5 exons.
UUGUCGCCUUGAUGAAUUCUAAUAUGAACAAACAACAAGUUACACUCAGCGCCAGCAGCCUUGCCUUCGACGGUAUUCAGACAGUAGGCACUUGAAUACUAGAACCUGGCCUACCGCAGCUCAUACACGGCCAUGAACAUGGAUGCACAAGGACAUCUUUUGUCACUGAAAGUGAUGCGGGUAUCUAGACCAUCGCUAGCUAGUGCAUGGCAGCCCUUCUAUUCUAGCUCUCCUUCAUUCUCUGCCCACUCUACUGCGUCCAUUCUCUCUCUGCAGGGAAAGGCACCUCUCUCAGGCCACCCCAAGACCUUACGGGAUCUCACUCAAGCAUCUGAGUUCCUUACACUACCUGCCUCAUUCGGAGCUAUUCAGCUAGGCGAAACAUUCUCUAGUUGCAUAUGCAUCAACAAUGAGACAAAUAUCGACAUAGAGGGCGUUAGUGUCCGCGUUGAGAUCCAGACAGCAAACUCCAAGAUACUAGUGGCUGAACUUGGUGGCCCAGACUUCCAGCUCGCAGUGGGAGAUUCACUGGAAUAUGUAGCUCAUCACGAGGUGAAGGAGUUAGGUCACCAUGUUCUAGCUUGUAUUGUCUCGUACCACCUGCCUCCGUCAUACCGACAUUCCCCUGGUGCUAGUGAUCACUCGAAUGAAGCAACCUUCCGCAAGUUUUACAAGUUUGCUGUCACGAACCCUCUUUCUGUAAAGACAAAGGUACACACACCUCGGUCUCCGUCGGCGUUGAUGACUUUGUCAGAGCGCGAGAAAGUGUUUCUCGAGGUCCACAUUCAGAACUUAACACAAGACGCGAUGUGGUUCGAGCGCAUGAAGUUUGAAUGCGCAGAGGGAUGGAGCGUCGUCGAUGCCAACACGGCAGGCGAUAAGGAUCAGAUGUUAUUCUCUGGUUCGACGGCUCUCAUGCAACCACAAGCCAUAAGACAGUACAUCUAUAUCCUGACCCCAACAUCGUCUUUUUCGUUUCCUGUCGUUCAUCCAGGCAGUGUCAUCCCUCUCGGUAGACUUGACAUCUCAUGGCGUUCUCAGUUCGGCGAGCCUGGCCGUUUAUUAACUUCGAUGCUGUCCCGUCGGUUCCCUGGCCCUUCUCCAGCUCCGAACUCAACUCCAGCUCCAGCUCUCCCACUCCAGCACCCUGUCUCAGCACUUCCGCCUUAUCUUCAACGCACUGUGCCAAGUGCGCCAUCCUCACCCGCCCGACCACGAUCUCCACAACUUCCCCCUUCUCGACCUAGCUCCCCAACACCGGCUCCAUACAGACCAGGCUCACCCUUUCGCACGCGCCCGAUGUCUGGCCCUUCGCAUGCGCAAUCACCUGCAGCUGGAUCUGUAUCUAACAUAAACAUGUUUGUCGCACCAAAUCAACAACAACCAGCACCACCGGUGCCUGCUCUCGUAUUGGACGUUGAGGUUGAUGUUAUCAUAAAUCAUAUUGCCAGGGAAUCUAUCACAGUUGAGCGGCCCUUCAAUAUCGCUUUCACUGCCACCGUUUCUGCUGCUCUACCAAAGGCCAAAGGGAAACAAAGGGUUAUCACUCUUGCUGUACAACAUCUUCAAUAUCCGCGUGCCACGGCGAUUGCAUACUCUGAACCAUUCCAAGCCACCGAGACCAUCAGCUCACGGUUCUCGUCCCUCGGCCUCACUUCUGCAACGUCAACACUCGUCACCCCUGUGCAAAGUUCCCCCAACAUGGCAAGCGAGAAUUCCUUAGUUAUCUCGCCAGAGAAGAUGCUCGCACGACCCACUUUGCCACCUCCUUACUUCGAGUUCGCUGACGAGGAGAAACGCACAAAGUUGAAAGGCUGCGUAUUUGUUGGGUCCUCCACACAGUUUUUGAACCCGAUUACGCUCACCGAUCCCAGUCACGCCAGUCAUCAUGAGGACUCAUCGGACGGUGAUGUGGAGAAGGCACAGGGUAGUCAAGAGUUUGAACUUACCUUCCUGCCUGUGCAGACAGGAUUUCUGCGAGCGGGCGGCCUGCGCAUCCUACUGGUUAGGGACGAGCUCGUAGAUGUUGGUACAGAUCAGGCCACUCGUCGCUUAGGGUCCGGCGCGAUGGAAGCAAGGACACUGAAAGAGUUAGAUGUUGUCGCCGAACUUUGGGUUCAUUCAUGAUCAUGAAUUAUUCAACUUAUUGCAGAGAUAGUAGGACGCAUGUAUAGUUCAGGUGCCUACGAUCGGAGGGUACAAAUACCCGACAACCAAGAUAGAACCUGACGGAACUCUUAUCCAUUUGAAUUGUGCUUGUUUCACGCUGUAGGGAAAAUGAGACGUUGAUCUAAUCGAUCAGUCCCACAGCUGCAGUACCUGCAAGGGGCAAAAAGAUGACAAAUCCUUCGGAAUGUAACACCAGUCAUACCGAAAUGCAUUAAGA